Molecule: messenger RNA, 2064 nt
Organism: Haemonchus placei
Lineage: Eukaryota; Metazoa; Nematoda; Chromadorea; Rhabditida; Trichostrongylidae
Source: the annotation of a GenBank genome assembly
AUGAAUGAUGCACGCUUCGAUCCGGACGACUAUCAGUAUGGGCCGCGAACCACUGUCGGAUUCAUAUCAAAGUUUCAUCGCAAUUGCUCUACUGAGCUAUGCCUUUUUACUUUUAGUAUAGCAGAAAUCAUUGAACACUCAAUUGAUGAUUUCCUCAAACUCGACCCUGAUCCACUCGAUGAUCGUCAUCCAGCGCGAUCUCAUCCACAUGCUGAAUUUGGAAACCUUCUGAAAAUGUUGUUUCGCAAUGACGACUUCAUGAACAAGCUUGUUAUAACCUACUUACUCGGACGUGAUCACCUGGAUCUAAGCAUUGCUGCAGCCCGACUACUGCUUGACUGUCUUCCUGGGUUGGACGCCAAUGUGGUUUUUUCUGAACCGAGUGACUUCAUUCCUCAACUUUAUGUAUGGGCAAAAGACAGCUCUAGCGAAAUCUUACGAGCUUAUGCAAUUGGGCUUCUUGCAGGAGCCCUUGAAGUUCAGGGAAACGCUCACAAAUAUCGCCUAAACAAUAUCGAUCUUAUGCCUGUUGCACUGCGAAGGCUCACCGAGCUGAAAGUAAGAUAUUUCCAAACAAUUGCCCCUGUGCUGAUUAAUAUGAGUUUUUUUUUUAUUACGAAUAGAGUUUCAUUGCUCUUGUUUUCCAUUGUUUCGUCUGAACUAAUGAAGUUUCAGAAUGAAAGAAAAGAUUCUGAAAAUUGCUUUAAAGUGCCCUCUUUUGCAUCACUUCAUAACCUGGAAAAUAGCAACAGCACGUGGAAUAUGGUGCAACCGUAUGUUAUAGGGACUCAUAAGGUGUAUCCUCUAUCGCUAACGAUGCAUCAGCGUUUCAUUUUACAAUACCUCAAUCCAACUGGAGAAUAUCAAGAUUUACUGAAUCUUGCAAUAGAAGGUCAUGCUAUGGAUCUCAUUUUGGAGUACAUCGACUUAAAGAAAAUACAUGACAUUCGCCUGACUUUUGAUGCCCUUCGUUAUCUCACCUCUUUAUUGGUUCAUCGGAAAUUCGCGAUGGAGUUCAUAGCUCGUGGCGGUGUGGUGGCCCUUUUGCGUGUUCCUCGUGCCUCGAUGGCUUCUGUCGCUGCCAUUACUGCCUUGUAUUAUAUGUCGUACAACGAUGAUGUGAUGGAGAAAAUGUGUCAGUUGAGCGAAAAAGUUCUCGACGAUGUUGUAGAAUAUGCUCUAUGGUGUUUGGAGCACAGCUAUGAAAGUGGAAUGGGGAGCUCUGCGAUGUUUUUCACUCAUGGAUUUUACUAUAAGCCUAUUUUGGAGCGUUUUGAUCAGCGAGAUGGUCUUAGGAAGUUGUACAACUACAUAUCCACGCUCACUUUGCUACAGGAGGCGAAUAAAGACAAGAUCGACUUGACGGAAGAACAACACUUAACCAGCUCUCAAGCCAUACGCAACGCUUCCGCUGCUUUUAGAACGUUCGUUGUUGUGUCAUAUCCUCACGCGAACGGUCUAGGAUUCCUUGAAGAUCAUUUUUUUCAAUUACAGACCAUGAUGAUGGAUGAAGAUUCUUUCAAUGAAGGAGUCUAUCUAAAGUUGGGAUUGAUCAAAACACUGUUCGCUGUGGUGGUACUGACACAUGAAAUGGGUCAUUUUACUGUCUUUUGUUCAUCCCAUUGUUUAGGUACGAAACCGCCAAUAAUCAUCAAUCAGUCUUAUCACUCAUACUCGAAUUCGUUCAGGAUUUUAAUGGAAAUCAUAGGAGGAGUCAUAUUAGCCGAGCCGGAUCUCCGUUUGGCCGCUCUCAAAGUAUUGAUAAACUGUAUUUCCGUUCCAGAAGAACUGCCUAAAGUAAUUCGCUUUUACGCCAGAGCCUUGGAAAAGAUCUGGAGCACCGUUCGCAGAUACAACGGAAUCAACGUCAGUAUUCUGAUCCGACUCACUUUUCCCAUAGCCGAUGCUGAUCAGACCCGUGCCCUGGCAUGUCGUGCUUUGAGGGAAUUUGCAAAAUGGGAUCCUGUGGGACAGAUACUCUCUAAGCUUCCACUCAUAACUGCCAAUGAGUUACAAGGUGAAGAAUUUGGAAUAAUUUGGAAUAUAACCUUUUUAGUUUCAUAG